CUUAGAAUGUUAUCGAGUUGCAAUGCCAUAUAUUGAAAUUAUAUUUGGAUGCGUUGUUCAUCUCUGGAUUCCUGUUUGAGAAUAGUGGUGCCUCACCCCUUAUGUUGUUGUAGCUCCAGUAAAGCAAACUUUCAGCAUUACCUGUGGUGUAUAUACAGAAAAAUGGAUACGUCUCCAGCAAAAUGCUUCAAACUGUUCACAUACGUCAGUCAUGACUUAUCCUCGUCACACUAUGAAAUCAUCUGAUCACUAAGUCAAAAAUUUGUAUUAUUUGAAACUGAAAUAUGACAUAAACAGCCAUCAAUUAAUGAACAAUUUUAAGUACCGGUAAUUAUAUUGAUUUGAUUGAAUGAUCAAUUUUUACAAGAAUGCAAACUUAAGAUCUACCUAAAGUGUGUAGAUAAUGGUCCUCUCUACAAACAUUCUAGAGUUUUUCAAGCAUAAUAUGAAAUUAAAUAGCAAUUUUUUCAAAUUUUUAACUUUCAGACUUGAGAAGUCAUUUGUCACAUCAGAUUUUCAAAACUUAAUGAUUUACUAAAGCUUGUAGUCUUAUGCUUUCAUUGUGACACAACAUUAGUCAGAAAAAAUAAGCUUACACCAUUGUGAUGUCAUAAAGCCAGCUAACAUCUUUUAUUGAAUUAAUCAACUUUCAGGAUGUAGAUCCAAUUUUCUUGUGCAAAUUUGAUGCAUGCAUGUUUGUGUUAGGAUUUGAGAAGUCUGAAAAUCUUUUUCAUCUAAUGUAAGUGUCCAUCCACAUUGUAUUCUUAAGGGUGCAGUGUCCCUCUGUAAAGUAGUUGUUCAUAUGGUUGUAACCCGGAUCUCAAAAUUGUAUUUUAGAGCUUCCUAUUGAGGAUGCUUUUUCAUAAUAAUACGGGAUAAACUUUUAUUUGUUAUCACUAAACUUGAUGGUCAGAUAUCAAUGCAAGAUAAAUUCUUAUGGUAAAGAUCUGAAAACAAGAUAAGAUGCUCACUGAAAAUGGGAUGCUAAUUCGAACAAGUUCUAUAGGCUAGCUACCAUGUUUUUUUUUAGCAUGUAUUUUAAUUUAUGUCACAAUUGCCUUGAAUAUAUCGAAUGUAAGCAAUUUGACUUGCCUCUAGAUCAGGGGUGUCCUAAAACUUAUCUCUGAUAUAAAGAUUUAAUAUAUUAGCAAAAAAAAAUUCUUAAUGAAAAUGUAGUACAGGAUCAAUAUUAAUCUCAUUAUGCAACAGAAUUACUGAUGUUCGAAUAUUUGAAAUCUUACUGUCAUCUUUAAUUAUGGCUGGACAUAAACCCUUAUGGGUGUUACAGCCAAGCUAUGAAAAUAAAGACAAGUUUCAUAUCAGCCAUUCAAAAAAAAACUUCCAUAUCUGGAUUCUGAGACCAAAUUAAUUUAUUUAUUAUUGUGUUUUUGAAUAGCUGGAAUAUCACACAUGCUUGACCGAAGGUGCAUUGCAGCUGAAUUAUGAAAAUAAAAAUAAGUUUCAUCUCAGCCAUUCGAAAAAAGCAAUCUCAUGUUGGCAUAAAUUUGGUCUCAGACUUAUAUUUUAACUUCAUGAAUUUUAACACUACUCGACUUCGAAUGUUUAACUAGACUCGUACUAGAUUCUUCACCAAGUCUUUCAUUUUGAUUUUAUAGAACAUACAACAUAGUCUAUUUGCCAUGCAACAUUAGUCCUAUUUUUUACAUGAAUUAAGGAUUGUCAUGCUUAGUAUAGCAAACAUACCAGUCACAAUGAGUAAUACCCAAACUGAUGAUCAGCUUCCUCCUAAUGAGGAGAUUCUCGAGGAUGGAGAGAUUGAUGACGAGGAUGAAAUUGUGACAGAGGAAACAGUAGUAGAAGAUGAAGAUAGCUCAACAGUAGUGGCGGACAAAAACUCUGUAGAUUCUUCAUUAUAUCCAAAUCAUGAUAAUCAAGCCCUAAUGAUGGGGGAUAGUGCAUCCCAUGAACAGAAUGAAAAUGAUGACGAUGAUUCUGAGGAGGGCCAUAAAAGUCGCUCUCAUAAAAAGCACCAACGUAAAAGAAAGAAACAUCGCGAUUCUAGAGAAAAAGAAUUGAAGGCAUUAGAAAAGAAGGAAAGACGUAGAAAACGAAAGAUGCAUUCACAUGAUGACAGAGCAGAAUCAAAAGAACGAGGAGGUUCCACGAGUCCACAUAGUAGAAAGAAGCGAAAACGUAAGAAGCAUUCUCGAGAUCAGAGGGAUAGAGACAGCACAACACCUGAAAAUAAUAUAUCUGAGGAGGAAUAUCCUCAACAACAAACUACAUAUACAAACAGUUAUGAUGAUGUGUAUUCUGCAGAUCCAAAGGCAUAUCCUCCAUCCAUUUCUCAUUUAUACACCAAGACACAAAGCAGUGAUAAAGGGGAUAAUAACGCAUAUUAUUCUUCAACAAAUAACCAAACUACAGACUAUCAAAACGAUGCAAAGUAUGAAUCGUAUUCCGAAUCUGGUAGUGAUUUUGAAGCCCAAUUAGCGGAAUAUCAAAACUAUAAAACCAAUGGUAGUACAGGAGAUGGUUACUACAAUGGUACAUAUGAAUCUGAUGGAAAAUAUAGCAAACAACAGAAAAGACGAACUGAUGGAAGUGAACGUUCAUCAAAAAAGUCCAACAGAUCAUCAAAUGCAGAGUCAAGACCACACCAAACCGAAAUGUAUGAAGAGUUCAUGGAUUAUGAUGAAAAUCCGUCCAGACCAUGUAAAUUCUUUGCUGAAGGAAAUUGUUUGAAGGGUGACGAAUGUGCAUUCAGUCAUGAUGGUGUCCCAAAUCGUGCUCGUCGAUCAAGAUUGAAGAGAUUGGAAUUAUGCAAAUAUUACCUUGCUGGGCAUUGUCAUCAUGGAGACAGAUGUACAUACAUGCAUCAAGAAUACCCUUGCAAGUAUUUUCAUACUGGUGCUACAUGUUACGCUGCUGACAAAUGCCGAUUUUCUCAUGAGCCUGCAAACGAAGAUACAAAAGAAAUAAUAGAAAAUCUGAAAGAUGUUCUUGGUGGUGUAGAUGAUUCGUGGGAAAUCAGUGAACUUGCUAAAGUAGGAUUGAAAGCUUUUGACAAGCCUCCUCCAGGAGUGGGUCUGCUUCCAACCCCAGAUAUGCCACCUUCCGUUUCUGCAAACGCAAACAACACUCCAAAUGCCAUCCCAUCAAUAUUUGACAUUUCCGUUGAACCAACAGCAAAUCUUCAAAAAAGAAUUGAUGAAAAAAUUGAAACAAGAAUUCAAGAUUUUGACACAGCAUGUAUUUUGCUGCAGUUGAGUUCUGUAACGUCAUUAGCAAUGUGUGAUGUAUCUGGUCCGAAGAAUGGAACAAUUCCACCACAACCUAUUCCCUUCUAUCCACCCUAUCAGUAUCAAGAAGAACAGCAAAAUAUGCCGAUGCAAAGUGGACCACCUUAUCCGCUUCCAGGACUGAUGGAGCAUAUGCAAAACCCUUAUGUUCAACAGCAAGAUCAACAGAAUAACAAUGAUUUUCACAACAAUCAAAAUGAAUAUCAACAGCACGUGGACACCAGUAAUACUGAUUACAAUGAAGAGAAACAAGAAAAUGAAUUUUAUCAAACGAAUGAUGAAUUUACCAGAACGGAUAUGCCGAAUAAUAACUUGUCAAAUACAGAGUCUGAAGAUGCAGAAAUCAAAGCACCAGAUUUUCUACCUGCAACGCAAAAAGCUUUAUUCAUGAGAAUCCAUCAUGGCAAAAUGCAAGCUGAUUCCGAUAAAAGACCAGAUGAGGAAAAUUCAAAAAAUAAAGAAUCUGAUGGCUGGACAUACUCAAGUGAUGAGGAUGAAGAUAAGACUUCUUUACCUGAUUCUGGCAUUAUAAAAAUUGACAGUGGACCAUCUCAAGCAUCCACCAACUCAGAGCAAACAUCAUCUGUUGAUUCUAUCUUGAAAAUGAUUGCGAGCAAACAAGGAGGCAAUACUAGCCAUGUUGACACUAAUUUACUUUCUAAAGUUGCAAAAGUGAUUAACAUUACAACUACGAGUUCAGCUUCUUCUGCUGAAGUUUAUGAUCCUGCUUCAAGUAUUGCCACCUACAAUCCUGCCAAAGCGAAAGCAUCACCACAACGCACAAGUACUUCACAGUCAAGAGAAAGAAAAUCUAGUGAGUCUUCAAGCAUGAGUCCUGGUCAUGCAACUAAACCAAAAUCUCGUACUACACGGCGUCGUUUGUCAACACUAGAACUCACAAAAGAACCUGUCAUUAUUCCAUUGGUUACAAAACAAACUGGAGAUCAGUCUGUUCACUCUGCACAUCCAGAUCCAAGAAUGACAUUGAGUAAACUCAUUGGAGUCAAAUUAUCCAUAUAUUCGGCACAUUUACCCCGUUUUAGCAAGGAUUUGAUUCUGCCAGGUUCAGGGAAAAUGAUCGGACUUAAAGUUACACUGUCAACAGAUGAAGCAAAACCAUCAAAACGUGAUCCCCGUUUAGGACGACACAAAGAUCCACGACUACGCCGGUCCGGCGAUUCCAAAUCCAAAAAUCAUCACAGUUCAUUAAAAACUUCAAUGACCAGCCCACCAAGAUUAGAGAUUAAAUCUUCUAUUCCUUCAAAACCUUCAGCUCUUCUUACAAAAUCAUCAACUGUCAUUCCAAGCCUUCCUGAGCUUGAUUUAAAUUUAGCUCCGAUGAAUAACCAAACAAAGCAGGUUGAUAAUGUAUCGCAUAACAUUACAAAUUCUCCUGCCAAAGACUCUCCCUCUAUGCCUAAUCUUAGAUUACCAAGAUUGAUGAAAGCACCCAUUUCAGCCUCCUCACCUAAGCAGGGUGCAUCACCUGCAAGAGAAAACAUAACGGCAGCACCAGCUAUAGCACCUUACGAUCCUCGAUAUAUGUCAUCUGGCAGUGCAACAACAGGUACAGAAAGAUCAAUGAAUUCUGCACCAUAUGACCCAAGAAAUAUCUCUGGCCAAUCUUCUUUACCUGCUGGAAUGGAAUUGAAGAAAAGAACAAUACAGUUGCCAAAACUUACUCCAGCGCCAUCGUACCAAGCCACUGAAAUGAACAAUAAAAAUAUGGCAGAUACGCAAGAAGAUUUUGAAGACUAAAAAUGACGUAUUUGUGAGCAGUUUCUAAGCUGCAUUAAUAUUCAUCACUGCGGUUUCAUAUAUUUUAUACAAAACUAUUGAUUGUACUGGAGUUUUUUCUCCAUAUUUUUUGUUGAUUACUUUUUCAAUAAAAGACAAUAAAACGUGCUAAAUAUGGUA
Messenger RNA from Styela clava, 5180 nucleotides. Lineage: Eukaryota; Metazoa; Chordata; Ascidiacea; Stolidobranchia; Styelidae. The record is from RefSeq and is a predicted model, not a curated record.